AUGGGCAGUAGACCACCUCUUGGCCAAUAUAUAGCCAGGAAUGUUGAAGCGCCGCAGAAAUAUCGCCUACGGGUCAAGACGGCCGAUUCAAGGCUACUCGAUGACUUUGCAAGGGAGGGCCGUCGCCUUUAUCACACGGGGAUUCUGAGUAGAAGCGGACUCGAUCGCGUGUUGAAAUGCACGGCGCUGGAGCGCAAAUCUACCAAAGCGGAUUCGUUCCUCUACUAUCACUGGGAAUACUCUGGCCCCAAAGAACGUUGGGGCGAAGAUCUGUUGGCUUUCAUCAGGUGCUGGCUGCGAGCUGUUCAGCAACGCGGGCUGCAAUUCUACGACGUGAUGGACCCAACGCCGGUGUGGACUAUCCCGCCCGAGUCGCUCACCACAUCACUAAGCUGUCUCGACGACUUCCCGGUGCACUCGACGCUUUUCGGCAGCCUGCCAUGCCGCCGAACCUUCAACGCUCACUGGGAGAUCGCAUUCGCGCCGCAUUCUGAGGAGGGAGAGCGCGCUGAAUAUACGGCUUCAUUCAUCCACGACGAGGGUGUCGUCCUCGUCACCUACCGGGAUAUCGACUGGCAUCAGACGGAGAAGAACCGCCGCAGCAACCGGAACCACCGGGACACAUACGGUCGCCGUGGCUCAAGCCGCCACCACAACGGCCACAAUUCCCAUCAUCACGGCCGUAAUCACAACAACAACCGCGAGGCUCCGCCUGUUGUCUCCAAGUAUUCACUCAAGUUGUACUACAAGCACGUCAGCCGUAUCAUUGUCGAUUUGGUUGGAAAGCGCGACGGAGACUCAUACGUCACGCUAUACUUUGUCAGCGUCGUUCCCGUCGAGUUGCGCAGGCAUGCUCCCGGUCGCCAGCAGGACAUCCGGGUGACUUCUGUCUUCCGUGGCCGUCGCAGCCAAGAAGAGCCGCCGAACGGCCUCAUUGCUGACUGCAACGUGAUGGCCGUCCGUUUCCACCCCAACCACAUGUCGGACACUCAGUUGUACUCCUUGCUGGCCCGUAUUUCCGAGCGAAACCCGAUCACGGAAAUCCAGGUUGCCAGCACCAUGAUCAACUUUCAAAUUAUGGUCCACGAAAGGUCGCGGCGCAAUGCAGCCAAUCGCCAAUACGAGCAGCGCCAGGUCGCCUGGUCAUCAAGAGGUUCCGGCCGCCACCCGUACGGCUACUCGGCUCCCACGCCAAAUUACCAGCUGUAUUCCUACUAUCAGUAUGACCACGAUGAGCAAUGGACGAGGCUGUUGAAGCAAAGGCCGCCCAAGCCGAGCUUCUUCCCGAUCGCCUACUUGAUUGAAGCGCUUUUUCGACGCGGAUGUGUGGUUAAGGACCAAUUUCUUGGAUCAUGUGAGCAAUUCCGAAUUUUUCUGGACACUAUUAAACACGAAUGGGAACGCGAUGCGGAGCGCUGCGAAUGGGCACUGGAGGACGUGUUGGGUCGGGUGUCGGAAGCCGACGAAGCUAUUCCAAUCUUGCGCAAUUUUCGGCGCACGGUGGAAAAACCGAUGGACGUGUCGUGUCGCUCCAGACGCCGCGAGCUUGAGGCCGGCUACGUGCGCUGUCGGAAGCUGAUUGUCACGCCCACUCGAUUGUUGCCCCUGCCGGCUGAGACAUUGAUGGGAUGCCGGGUGUUGCGCAGCGAGGAUUCUCAGAUGGCGCUGCGUAUCGCUUUCAGGGAGGAUGACGGCACGCGCAUGUUCCGCGGUCAAACUUCGGAGUAUCUCAUGAAGCAGCGCGUCAAGGACACACUGAUCAGGGGCAUAAAGUUGUGCGGCCGUGACUAUCAAUGGCUGGGCAGUUCCAAUUCGCAAUAUCGCGAGCACGGCGCAUUUUUCGUGGCCAGCGAUGGUCGGGAUGUGCUGGAGAUUCGCAAAAAGUUCGGGGACUUUACCAGCAUCGAAUCCGAUCAAAAGGCCAUGUCUCGUUUCGGCCAGUGUUUCACCCAAAGCAAGGGCGUCGAGAUCAGCAUCCAGGAAUGGGACUAUGAGACGGUGCCCGACUACAUUGGCGGCAAUGAUAGCAACAAUGCUCCAUACAUAUUUUCUGAUGGCGUGGGCACGAUUUCGAUGGCUGUGGUGAGCCGCAUCGUGGAGCAGCUUCGCCUUCCUUCCGAUUUCUCGCCCAGCGCCUUCCAAUUCCGAUUCCGCGGGCUGAAGGGGAUGGUGACAAAGCAUCCGGUGCUCGACUACAAUAACGACUUCCUGGAAAGGCUUCAAAUUGGCGAUCGUCAUCGCCUCGAAUCACCUCCACCACCCGGCUACCUGCACUACACCGACUUCCAGUUCCGUCCAUCUCAGACAAAAUUUGUGGCCCCUCACGCUAGUGAAAUCGAAGUCGUGAAACUGGCCGCGCCUUCAUUGGCCACGUUGAAUCGUCCGUUUUUGGCCAUCAUCGAUCAGGUUUCUUCGAUGCAAUCUUCGACCUGCCAUAUGAGGACGCGUGAUCGUGUCGAAGAGCUGCUCGACAAACAUGUUGAAGAGACUUUACGUGUACUUGUGGACGAAGAGGCAGCUCGAGAGAGGAUCCGCGCGAUGCCCGCUCGUAUCGAGGUUGAUCGUCUUAAGCUCAGCCACGGUUUCCAACUGACGGCGGAACCCUUCUUCCGGAUGAUUCUCAAGUCGACCGUCAAGCACACUUUUUGCCGCGAGCUGCAAAAGAUGCAGAUUCGCUUGCCGGCGCACAAGGCUCGCAUGAUGUUCGGCGUGAUUGAUGAGACUGGAUUGUUGCAAUAUGGACAGCUUCGCCACCUCGUCGACGUGAUCGUGUUUCCAAGAUGGGGUCCCCGUCCGCAUUCUGAUGAGAUGGCAGGCUCGGAUCUCGAUGGCGAUGAAUACGUGGUGAUCUGGGAUGACCAACUACUUUUCGACUACAACAUGCCCCCAUCCGAUUACACUGGGUUGGCACCGGGUCUACCCGUCGUCACCAGCCACACCCAACACUCGGAAGAUGAAGAAGAGGAGAGUCCCAUCGUUGAGCUGGACCCGAGAAGGCGUCAAGAUGAUGAUGACGAGGAAGAUCUGAUCGAUGUUGCGGAAUACGAAGAGCUUGCCGAUCUAUCCGCUGGCGAUGUUUGCAAGGAGGAGUACAAGCCGCGCAGAAUCGUUGAGCUCACCAUUACCCCUCCGCGGACGCCAGCUUCCAAGCCCAUUAUUUCCAAGGAGGAGCGCACUGUCAAUGAGGUGAUCCAAGCUGAGGCCGAAUGUUAUGCUAACUACAUGUUGAACGACACAUUGGGCACGAUCGCCAUCGCCCAUUUGAGCAACGCUGACCGUUGGGGGCUGCUACAUCCAGUCUGCGAAACUGUGGCUCGUCUCCAUUCGAGGGCCGUCGAUUUCCCCAAGUCUGGUCAAGCACCCGAGCGACUUUCAAAGAAAUGGGGGAAGGCCGACGAUCCCGACACUGGACUUGAGGUUGAGGUGCCGCCUACGAAGCCGUUGUUCGCGCCCGAUUUCCUCGACAAGGAUCACGAGCCAAUGUACAAAAGUGGACGGCUGACGGGUUAUUUGUGGCGGAAAGUUGAUAAUCUCAUCGAAAUGGUCAACAAGACGGAUACUGAGGAACAGAAGAGCAACGAAGACUUUCUCGCUCGUCUCGAGAUCAAGGGUUGGGAAACGUAUCAACCGGAAGCGCGUUUGAACUACGACUACUACAUCGAAGAGCAGCAGCAUCUGAUGGGACAAUUUGGAGUGGCCACCGAGGCUGAGCUCUUCACCGGCGCCUACCUUGACUUUAGGGGCAAAAACGCUCAACGGGAGAAAGAUGAGCGUUCGGCCUUCACCGUUGCGGCAGCCGUCGAUCAGAAAAUGCACGACAUCUGGGGACAUUUUCGGGAAGGUUUCUGCAAGAAUAUCCAGGGUCCGCCUUUCGGCAAGUACGAAGAGCUGACGGAGCCCUCGGAACGGCUGGGGGCAACUGGUCCAGAUGACAUGGCGCAUCGUUACUUUGCCACCGCUACACAGGAGAUGAAAAAGAAGGCUGUUGCCUAUUAUCACGUUGUUUACGACCGGUACAAAGACGAACGAGAUCUUCGCGACAACCACCUCUCGUUUGCCUGGCUGAUGUGGGACAUUUUGGCGCUGGUGAUGAAGGACAACUUUAUGCGCGAGGCGCAGAAUCAGAACACCGCGCAUCGAACACUCGUCUAUCCGAUUGAACAGCUCCUGCUCGACGAGAUGUACAAGAUUCCGCCUCACUACGAGCUGCGCUGCAUGCGAUCGCCUCGGGUCCCGAAGUAUCUGCGCGUCUACCCGGAGAUCCUGCCGAUCCUCAAGCUCGUCGAAAAGUGGGCCAUCACCAAGAAUCUGCUCAAGACGCCGAUGAGGGCGGAACACCUGGCCUUCCUGUUUCUGUCAUGGGCUACAGGCACUCCAAGGGGAGCCCAACCACCCGCCAAGCUUGACCGUCUCACCGACGCCGAACUCGAAGAUCCACGGGCCCAGCGCCGUGUCAUCGAGGCACUUCUCAUAAACCCGGGACGCUAUUUGCUACGUUUCCUAGAGUGGCUUGGCUCGGGAGCGUUCCGCCACCUGCACAUGCUCGACUUUCCGCUUUGGCUCGGUCUCGACUGUAUCUUCUCUGACGGCGAAUGGGCAAAGUUGUCCGAAGCGGCUCGGGAGCUGAAUCUCGAGAUGAGCCUGAGCGGGCAGCCGAGUGUCAUGCUGGAGCAUGAAACGAUGGAUGCUCGAUACAAGGACCCCGUCAAGACCAAACUCUUCACCAUCAAUGUUCCUAACGUCAAGAGAAGCGAAUACAAGGUGCACGGACGGGUUCUCACCGAUGACAACGAAAGCGUCGAGCUGCUCUGUGGACGUAUGAUGGAAGCCUACAAUCUGCUCGAAUGCAAGAUGAGAAUCCGACAAAACGAUGAUCUAACGGGUUGUCUCAACGUCCGUGUCUUCGUCCGGGGCAAAGCUUCCUGCCUACUGGCCCUUCACAAGGCUCGCCUACUCGUCUUUCCAAUGGACCCAGAAGAAAUCGAGGAUCAUCGUGAGGAGGACGACACGAGCGUGAUGCGAGAGAUGAUUCGCCGUCUCAUCAUCCGUGCCCCGAAGCAG
This is a messenger RNA of Mesorhabditis spiculigera, 5061 nucleotides long. NCBI's taxonomy places the organism in Eukaryota, Metazoa, Nematoda, Chromadorea, Rhabditida, Rhabditidae. The record is from the annotation of a GenBank genome assembly.